AUGUCGGGAUACACAUAUAGCCACGCGCGAAUGAACCGUAAGAUUACACCCAAAAGCUCCGCGCCACGAUAUGCCCUGAAAGCACCAGAACGCGAAGUUGCUUUUCGGAUGGAGCAUAUCGCGGCGGAGAAAACGAAACUCGUCCUCAAGCCACACGGAGACCCUCAAUCACAUAAUGCAUACAAGAUCUUGGAUGAAGAAGGUUCUUCUGCAUUCACAGCAACCGGUCGCAAAUAUAAUGAUCGCGCAUGUCGCGAACUCCGCGAUUCUUCCGGAUUGCCGUUAUUCGAUAUACACAUGAAGCCGUUUUCCAAUCCUUUGGGCUGGGUAAUUACCUUGCCCGGGAGCGAGAUCGGCGAUGCGACAAUAGCUAAGGCGACACCGCAGUUAACUUGGAACGGGGUUAAUUUGACCUUCGCAUUCCGAAAUGGCGCGGCCGAAGAUUCGAAAAAUGAGGAUAAACGGGUCAUGCUGACGGUCAAAAAACAUGGGCAGGUCUUAGCAUUUUUUGAUGUUGUGGAUGGUGAUAGGAGGAUUGCAGAAUUGCGCGAAAGUAUCACCCACAACGAGAAGUUGGUCCUACGGAGCAUGAACCGCAGAAGUCACCGGCCUGCUUUGGAUCUUAUCGUUAGUCCUGGCGUGGAUAUCUCUCUGGUGGCAGCAAUUGCGGUCGUCGUGUCAGACUGGUUCUUCGGAUCAGGUUAA
Molecule: messenger RNA, 705 nt
Organism: Penicillium paradoxum
Lineage: Eukaryota; Fungi; Ascomycota; Eurotiomycetes; Eurotiales; Aspergillaceae
Exons: 2
Coding region: 1-705 (234 amino acids)
Source: RefSeq, a predicted model, not a curated record